UCCCGCCUCCCUGGCCCAAACCCGCUGGACCAGCUCUCCCGGUGCCCGCCCGCAGCGCCCCCCCACUCCAGGCAGCCAAGUCACAGCCUCCGGGGCACCUUCAGGCAAGCGGGUGGUGGGUCCAGAACUCGGAGACCAGAAAGUGAACUUCUGGGCAGAGAUGGCCCUGCAGAGCCAGGUGUGGUCUCUGGCCACACCCAUGCCCAUGGCGGAGAGCUCCCUCUACCGGCAGCGGCUAGAAGUCAUCGCUGAGAAGCGGCGGCUGCAGGAGGAGAUCCGCGCCGCGCGCCGGGAGCUAGAGGAGGAGAAACUCCGCGUGGAGCGUCUCAAGAGGAAGUCUCUCCGGGAACGUUGGCUAAUGGAUGGGGCAGCUGCAGUGCCAGAGCCAUCCGAAGACCCCACCUCGAAGGACCCCCAGUCUCCCGAGGGCCAGGCUCAGGCCCGAAUCCGGAACCUGGAAGACAGUUUGUUCACACUCCAGUCCCAGCUGCAACUGUUGCAAAGUGCUUCCACAGGUGCCCAGCACAAGCCCUCAGGCAGGCCCAGCUGGCGCAGACAGGGUCACCGUCCUCUCUCCCAGUCCAUUGUCGAGGCAGGUUCUGUAGGCCAGACUGAUCUGAACAAGAGAGCCUCCCUGCCGGCUGGACUAGUGGGCACGCCUCCAGAGUCCCCCUCUGAGCCCAGGGAGGAUGUCUUGGGGUUUCUGCCAGGCCCGAGGCAGGUCCCCGGGGCAGCAGGAGACUCCUCAGAAGCCAAUGGCCCAUGCCCCAGCCCCAUCCCCACUCCAGAGCAGGGGCUAAGUCAGAGGGCAGUGCCAUCCGAAGGGCGGGUGGGUGAGGCCAAAGGAGGGGGCGUGGUGAGUGUGGUGUGGGAAGGGCUGAGGGCCACAGAGGACUGUGCCACAGGGGCCACGGGCCCCGAGCUGGAGGCUAAGGUGGAGGAAGUGGUGCUGGAAGCCAUCGGAGACAGGAAGGGAGCUGGUAGCCUGGAGCUCCCGGCCUGGGUGAAGGAGGACAGGGGCAUCGUGGAGGUGGUCUGGGAGGGGGUGGGUGGCAGCGAUGCAGAGGCCAUGGGGGAGAUAGGCAGGGUCCCUGAGGUCGUGCAGACUAGCUCGCCUAGUCUCCAGGAGAGAUUAGAGGCAGCAGCUUCCAUAGAAGGGGAAGAUGUGCCCCAGGGCAGCCCUGAGGGUGAUGGGCAGGGAGGCUCUGGAGGAGAGGAGGGAUCCUUCAUUUGGGUGGAGAGAGUGACCCUCAGUGAAGAGUGGGAGGAGCUGCUGGUGGAGGGGUUGGAAGGGCCCGAGGUGGCAGGGAGGGAGAGAGGAGAUGAAAGCCCGCUGGGGACCGAGGGGGCCAAGACGGGAGGAGGCGAGGAGACCUGGGAGGCAGAGAAGAGAAAAGCGGAAGAAUCCAUGGGAAUAGGAAGUGAGGAAAAGCCAGGGACAGGGAGGGAUGAAGCGGAGAUGUCACCAGUGGUAGAGAGGAAAGGAGGAGAGAAGAAGUUGGAGCUGGAGAGCAGAGGAAGUGCAGAAAAGCUGGGAACAGAGAGGGAAGGAGGUGAGGAACCACUGGGCAUAGAGAGAAAAGUUGAGGGACAUUUGAGGGCAGAGAAGGAAGGAGAUGAGGAAAAGCGAGGGGCAGAGGAGGAGGAGGUAGAAGAACCAUUGGGAGUAGAGAAGAAAGGAGGUGAGGAAGAGCCAGAGGCAACCAAAGAACCACUGGAGGUAGAGAGAAAGAGAGGGGAGGAGACACUGGAGGCAGAGAGAAAGGGAGGGGAGGAGACACUGGAGGCAGAGAGAAAGGGAGGGGAGGAGACACUGGAGGCAGACAGAAGGGGAGGGGAGGAGACACUGGAGACAGAGAGAAAGGGAGGGGAGGAGACACUGGAGGCAGAGAGAAAGGGAGGGGAGGAGACACUGGAGGCAGAGAGAAAGGGAGGGGAGGAGACACUGGAGGCAGAGAGAAAGGGAGGGGAGGAGACACUGGAGGCAGACAGAAGGGGAGGGGAGGAGACACUGGAGGCAGAGAAAAGGGGAGGUGAGGAAUCAUUGGAGACAGAGAAGACCCAAGGGACGGAGGGAGAUCUGAAUCUAGAACAAGGAUCCAGGGAAGGAAGUGAAUCCCAGGCAGAGGAGAUGAAUGAGGCAGGACCUCCCCUUGAGGCUAACACGGAGACAAGGCCAGAGAAGGAAGGACCCCAGCCCCAGGAGAAGCCAGUAGGAGCCCUGGAGGAGGAAGGAGUGAAGCCCCAAACCGCUGCUGAGGGCCAAGGCCCCUUGGGGGAUGCCACACCCCUUCUGGCAGAGACCCCAGCCCCAGAGCAGCCCGCCGAAUGCCAGCCACUGCUUCAGGGGGAGGGGCCCAGCACCAACCCCAGUGCCCACCCUGUGCCCACUUAUGCGCCUGCCCGGCAGCCUGAGCCAUCUGCCCCCACCGAGGGUGAAGAGGCAAGUGGCCCUAAGCAAAAGAUGUGCCAGUGUUGUGCGGUCAUGUGAACCCAUGCCCCUCCACCCCAUGUCCAGCUCCUCUCACAGCUACCUCGGCCUCUUGGCACCCAGAAGAGGGUCCCAGGCACAGACAGGGCACCACAGGACUGGCCAUGGCACCUGGGAGCCAGCUAGCCUGCACGUCCACCUACACCUGGGCUUCCAGACCCCUUGCCCACUGCCUGUAACCCUGGCCUCCUUCUGCGAUGAAGCCUUUAUACUUGAAAAUAAAAUGUGAAAGCACUCAA
This is a messenger RNA of Pan troglodytes (chimpanzee), 2730 nucleotides long. It is a transcript of the gene PALM3, whose product is annotated as paralemmin 3. Bases 161 to 2491 code for a protein of 776 amino acids. The record is from RefSeq and is a predicted model, not a curated record. NCBI's taxonomy places the organism in Eukaryota, Metazoa, Chordata, Mammalia, Primates, Hominidae. Gene Ontology annotation, biological process: regulation of cell shape; Toll signaling pathway; negative regulation of cytokine-mediated signaling pathway. The transcript is spliced from 7 exons. Gene Ontology annotation, cellular component: membrane.